Dermacentor andersoni is the source of this 3544-nucleotide messenger RNA. Lineage: Eukaryota; Metazoa; Arthropoda; Arachnida; Ixodida; Ixodidae. The record is from RefSeq and is a predicted model, not a curated record.
CUAAAUGAUGCUGUCCCUAGUUUAGUAUAGCAUCGCCCUGUCAGAUCUCUGUGUCAUCGCACAUGUAUGUUUUGUAAUUGCUUAGCUAGAUGGCGCACCCCCCUUCUGUCAUGUGACAAGCUUGGACCAAUCGGGAGGUGCCAUCUAGCAGGUGAAGCCUUUAUAAGUAAUAAACAGCCGCAGGUCGGCGGAGUCUUCGUUCCGGUUUUCAUCGGGAGCAGUUAGCUCCGUGUCUCCUUCACUGCGCCGGCGCUAGCCGCGCGUUCGCCCGUCGGGGCCCCCCGCUUGCCUGCCGCUGCCGACACAACAUCUUUUGGCGACGAGGAUGGGAUUCCCGCAGCGGUUCCGACCGAAGCCCCGGGACACCAACGAGCUUCGCCCACCUCGAAGCGGCCGGCGGUGGCGACUGGACGGACGCGCGACGAGCGUCAGCGCUCUCGGGCGUGAGGGACAACGAAAGUACUUUGCAGACGAGGAGCAGGAAGCAGCAAGGCAGUUAACCAGCGCAGCGUCAGCUUCAAGCGAAGCAGCAAGGCAGUCGACCGGCGCAGCGUCAACGUCAAGUGAUGCGGUCCCGCCAGCGUCAGAGUUCCAGAAACUCUUGCAGCGGCUUGACCGGCUGUUCGCCGCGUCAACAAAUGUUCUGGCGGAGAGGCACGAAUUCACCAGUCGAAGGCAGUUCGAGGGAGAAGGAUUCCUGGAAUUCGUGACCGCAUUGAAGGAGAAGGCGGUACAGUGCAACUUCGGCACAGCCUACAACGAGCGCGUCCGAGACCAGAUAAUACAUGGCGUAGCGAACGUCAGCGUUCGCGAAAAGUUGCUGGCUCAUGGCGAAACCCUGUCCCUGGACAAGGCAGAAGAAAUUGGACGCUCGUUAGAAGCCUUGCAUCGAGCGAACCGCGCGUUCGGCUCCGAAAAUGUACGAAGAAUCGAGGCAUCUCAACUUGGCGUUCCGUCGACGGGCCAAGAUGGCAGACUUCUUCCAGGGAGCCGCCAAGAUGGUCGACGUAGUCCGGGAGGCCAUGAAGAUGGCCGACUUCUUCCGAGAAGCCGCCGAGACGGCCGACUUCUUCCGAGAAGCCGCCGAGACGGCCGACUUCUUCCGAGAAGCCGCCGAGACGGCCGACUUCUUCCGAGAAGCCGCCGAGACGGCCGACUUCUUCCGAGAAGCCGCCGAGACGGCCGACUUCUUCCGAGAAGCCGCCGAGACGGCCGACUUCUUCCGAGAAGCCGCCGAGACGACCGACUUCUUCCGAGAAGCCGCCGAGACGACCGACUUCUUCCGAGAAGCCGCCGAGACGACCGACUUCUUCCGAGAAGCCGCCGAGACGACCGACUUCUUCCGAGAAGCCGCCGAGACCGCGGCCUUCUUCCGAGAAGCCGCCGAGACCGCGGCCUUCUUCCGAGAGGCCGCCGAGACGACGGACAUUUCGCACAUGGCUUCUCCGGGAACCGUGGUGCAUGCGACCGGUGUGGCAGCACGAAGCAUAUUGCAACGUACAGGAAUUGUCCAGCAAGAAACCGGCGGUGCAACGCCUGCCACACGUUGGGCCAUUUUGCAUCAGUAUGCCGAAAAACCCGUACUGUUCAACACGUCUCCUCCGCAGAGACGCUGUCUUCAACUUCCGCAGGGCAGCCGUCCGCGUCUGUCUUGACGGUAAGCGCUUUUGAAACUAAAAAAGAUUUGGAAGUUCCAGUCGUAGUGAACGGCGUCUCCAUGCGACUGCCGGUGGAUACGGGAGCGUCUGUCUCAAUGAUGACGGUCGAAGAUUUUGGAAAGCACUUUGGUCGACAGCACAGACUGUCACAAACAGAGGACUUGAAAAAUUUCUACAAGCAACGCAUCGACAUUCAAGGCCUGUUUCAAGCCACUGUCCAGUUUUUCCAAAGAUCAUGCUCCGUCACGUUCCACGUAACGACUACAGGAACAUCACUGCUGGGUUUAGACGCCAUCCAACGCUUGGGCAUACAGAUCGACGGUACGUCGCUGACAUGUCGUCUACCAUCGCUUCCUUCAGUACAGAGCCCCACAAGUGUGCCUCCGGGUUUUGAUCACCUUUCUAGUGACGAGUUGGGUCUCGUCAACAACUUUGUGCACCGAAUUCAUCGGCAGCAAGAUGCGAAACCAGUAUCUUCAAAGUUGCGCCGACUACCCCUGGCCCUCCGUGACCAGGUGACACAUGAAUUGCGACGUCUCGAGGACUGCGACGUCAUCGAGCGCGUCGAGGCUACUGAGUGGGUGUCUCCACUCGUGGUGGUGCGCAAGAAGGAUGGAACCAUGCGGCUCUGUGUAGAUCUACGAGAACAGGACAGUCUUGUGUCUCAAGUGCAAGAAAGGGUCUUGCAGAAACAGUGGCAGACUAAACAGUACGUAGACAAAUGUAGAGGUGCUCGGGCAACUCGUAUCAAGGUGGGAGACACCGUCAGAAUAAGAUUUAACAGAAAAGGAUUUUUUAAGUACAGUAAACCUCGUAAAGUCAAGGCCCAGAUAGGACCAUCUACUUUUCUACUCAGUGAUGGGAAGACGUGGCAUGUGUCUAAGUUAACCGUAGUGAGGAAGGAUCCAGCAGGUAGUACAAUGUGUACAAGUGAUAGAAACUUUUUGUACUCUUAUUCAAACUUGGAUAGUCAUUCCGAUGACUUGUCUGUAGUGACAUCGUCCUUUCAUAGGCAUCAGUUAAGUAGUUCGUCUGACUGUAUCACUUCAGAGUCUGCACAGUCACCAGUCUGUGAUUCCGUGGGGGAAUCGGUAGCCUCCCAGGACUUGCUGGAACUUCGAGAGGAGCCUCCUGGGCAACCCUCUCCAGCUUUGAGCGAUAACCACAUUCAAUUGUCCAACCAGGGGGAGGGAAAUAGUAGUGGGACGACUGGGUCUUUGAAGUCGACCGAUACGCGUCGCAACCCCCAAAGUUCUUCUGAGGUACGCACGCGUCCUCAUCGUGACAGAAAACGGCCUCCGUGGCUCGAUGAUUUUGUUUAUGUAGUGUAGAGUGUAUUUCCGUCUUCGAAAUGCCACGGCUAAGGGCCUCGUUGUGACAUUUAGCAGACAGUCCACAUGUUUCAUUAACACAGGUAUAAAAUGUGCUCCUUGUUGCGGUGCAGUGAGUUUUGUGCGUGUUCUUUGUCAGACUUAGUGACUGCCUGUGUUUUGGUGCCCAAGACUGGUGCACGUGUAUGUGAACUUGGGCAGCGAUGGAUUGAAUUUGUUGUGGACUUAAGUGCAUGCCUUGUGUGCAUCUGGUGCACGCGUGUGUGACCGUGGGGCGGAACGAACUGAAAUUGCCUUUGGACUUAAGUGCGCGUCAUGUGUGCGCGUUUCACCGUAUGCUUACUUUGUUUCCAGGGGGGGAUGAUUUAGUAUAGCAUCGCCCUGUCAGAUCUCUGUGUCAUCGCACAUGUAUGUUUUGUAAUUGCUUAGCUAGAUGGCGCACCCCCCUUCUGUCAUGUGACAAGCUUGGACCAAUCGGGAGGUGCCAUCUAGCAGGUGAAGCCUUUAUAAGUAAUAAACAGCCGCAGGUCGGCGGAGUCUUCGUUCCGGUUUUCA